AUUAGAUGUAGAGACUCGUAGGCACAGUUAUCAAUGUGGGAAAAUCUCUUUCAAAAAUAUAGCAAUUUUUGAAUCGAAUGGAACUGAGGAACUCUCAAAACUAAAAUAAUAUGGAGAAUAGGAUAUCGGUGAAACUCAAUAAUCCUAAUCCAUUAUUCGAGAAAUGGCUCAUGGAAUGGAGAGAUCAGGCGAAAGAGAAAAAUUUGAAAACACAGCAUGCCUAUUCUCUGGCUCUUGCAUCUCUUCGGAAAUAUCCAUUACCUCUGGAAAGAGGUAAGGAUUGCAAAAUAUUGAAAGGUUUUGGUACCAAAGUAUGUGAUAUGUUAGAUGAGGCUCUUGCAAACUACAAAAGCCAGGCUGGUCAGUCUACUGAUUCAUAUGUUCCUACCACUGCCAGAAAAAGAAAAUCUACAUCAUCAAAAAAAAUACAAGAUAAAUCAAUAGAGAAUGAAGAUUGUGAUGACAUUUCUGGUGACGAUUAUACACCUUCAUAUAGAUCAGGAGCCUAUGCAAUUUUAUUAGCUUUAUAUAAAAACUCUUUAGAAGAUAAUAACCAAGGUUACAUGUUGAAAAAGGACUUAAUCAAGGAAGCUCAAGUUUAUUGUGAUACUUCAUUCACCAAAGCCAAAGUUGGAAGUUUUUAUACUGCCUGGAAUUCAAUGAAAACAUUAAUAAGUAAAAAAUUUGUGAGUAAGGAAGGUAAUCCUGCUAAAUUCUCAUUGACCCAUAAAGGAGCACUCGUAGGAUGUACGCUGUAUACUAAAAGUGAUUCAUCGAAUACACAAACACACAGCUCUUCGAGUUCCAUUGAAACUAUCUCUGCAAAGAAAAUAGAUUGCAAUAAAGAAUUAGUUGUUUUGAGUGAUUCCGAUGAUGAAGAAGCUAAUGCUAUUGAAAAUUUUUCCUCUAAAAAAAUUGUUCCAAUGAGUCAUGAAUUGAAAGAUAUAUGUGGGGAAUUCUCUGAAGAAAACAGGUUAGAAGAGAAGAAAAAAGUAGUAGGUGCCUUUGAACCACAAAAUGCAAUGUUGAGAACAGAUUCCAGUAGUGAAAAGAAAGCAGGACAAAGUAGUGAGUUUUCAGAAUAUGAGGAUUUCUUAAUGGCCCCUUAUUCGUUCGACAUUAUAUUGUUUGUUGAUACACAAGAAACUAAUGGAAGACAAAUUGAUCCAAAAAACGAUGCCAUUUUGAAGGAGUUAGAGCGUUUGAAUGUGAAUUAUGAAGUGAGAAAUCUCAAGGUGGGGGAUUAUUGCUGGGUUUGCCGUCAUAAAAUAUCCAAAAAGGAAUUCAUUGCACCUUACAUUGUUGAAAGAAAACGAAUGGAUGAUUUAGCAAGUAGCAUUAAAGAUGGGAGGUUCCAUGAACAAAAAUUCAGAAUCAAACAGUGCGGUUUACAAAAUAUCAUCUAUAUGGUAGAAAGUUACGGAACCAAAGAUCAACAUGUUGGAUUACCCUUAAGCUCUUUGAAUCAAGCAAUAGCUAACACUUUGAUACAAGAUGGUUUUGUUAUUAAAAUUGUAGAUGGUGUUCGGGGCUUAGCAGAAUAUUUGUCCUGCAUGAGUAAUCUUAUAAAAAAAAAUUAUGAGAAAAAAACCAUAGCAAGCUGCCCCAAAGAAAACAUAAAUGAUAUUUCAAUAUCAGAUGAUCUAGUAUCUCUGAUGUAUUUCCUUGAGUUCAACAAAUUUUCUUCGAAAACAAAGAAUUUUACGGUGAAGGAAAUGUUCAUCCGACAAUUGUUACAAAUUAAAGGACUUUCUGUCGAUAAAGCAUUUGCGAUUGUCGAAGAAUAUCCGACUCCCAGAGCAUUAAAGGAUAUGAUAAUAGAAAAUGAGAAGAAAAGUGUGAAUAUUCUGUCGAAUAUAAAAUAUGGUAAACUUGGCAAGAAGAUUGGCCCGCUGCUUAGUGAAACGUUAUAUAUGUUUUACUCAAAAAUGUGUUUUUAAUAGUAUUAUUAUGAUGUUCUGUUUUCGUUUUGUUCACAUAUAAUUGAAAUAUAUAUUUUUUGAUAUC
Molecule: messenger RNA, 2007 nt
Organism: Coccinella septempunctata (seven-spotted ladybird)
Lineage: Eukaryota; Metazoa; Arthropoda; Insecta; Coleoptera; Coccinellidae
Gene: mus81
Product: crossover junction endonuclease MUS81
Exons: 5
Coding region: 111-1940 (609 amino acids)
Biological process (GO): double-strand break repair via break-induced replication; mitotic intra-S DNA damage checkpoint signaling; DNA catabolic process
Cellular component (GO): nucleus; Holliday junction resolvase complex
Molecular function (GO): crossover junction DNA endonuclease activity; DNA binding; 3'-flap endonuclease activity
Source: RefSeq, a predicted model, not a curated record